AAUAAUUCCUGCGGUGUUCUUUUUCUUUCUUUUCGAUGUUUCGAAAUUUUAAGUUGCAAUAACAUUUUUGCUAAUCCUGUUCUUAGAUAUUACAAUCACUAUAUCCUGUGGUUUUGGUGCUACAUUAUGGAAGUUUAAUUGAUUGAAUGUAAAUGAUGAAGGUAAAAGCUUCUAGAAGAGAAUAUAACAUGUGGUUGGCAUUCAAUAAUUUUUUAAAAUAAAAUAAAAUAAAAUUAUAGGCUAAAAAUGAAACAAUUUUAAUGAUAUAGUGAUAGAAAAAAAAAUAAAACAAGGAUAAUUGUAAGGUUAAUAUAAUUAAACAGAAAGUUUUAAUUUAGUAUUAUUUUAUUAUUACAUAAACUUUUUACAGACCCCAUUAAACAAAAAAUGAGACUUAUAUGUUAUUUAGUGCAUUUUACAUUAAUGUUGUCCUAAUAAUUAAGAUUGGACCUAAAGCAAGCCCGCUUUAAACAGUGUAAUUGGGUCGAUUGGACAACCCGUUAUCAUUAACCUUGUACAUUUCCGCAAAAGCCUUUUUCUAUUGCUAGCAAUAAUUUACCUGAACUAAUCAAGAAUCUAUCGUUAAGAUUUUCCCUCUCUUGGAAGCUUUCAUUUGAAGGUCUCUUGUUUAUACUUUAUAGUAAUUUCCAAAUAAUUCGUUACAUUUCGUUUUCCGUUACUGCCAUGCCGUUGGCUUUCCAGAAGAAGAAAGUUCGAUUUCUAACCAUAGUGACUGCCAUCGUUGCUUUUAGCGUCACAGGUACCGAAUUUUUCAUUUCCUAUUCUAUGUAUUCUGUUUAUGUGACUAAAAUUGAUUUUCCUUUUCUUCUUUUUCUGAAGCAUUUGACAUUGAUGUUAUCUAAUUAUAGACAUCAAUGAGAUUAAAAAAUGUCACAGACAUCAAUGAGAUUCAAAAAUGUAUCAGACAUCAAUGAUCAUUGCAUGUCUACUUUGUUCGAUUGUGUAGAGAAUAAAGCUAAACAAUGCAGACAACUUGUUGGUGAGAAUGCAUCAUCCCAUAGUGGGAAGUUUACAAUCUUAAAUUGCUUUGACAUGACUUCUGGAACGUUAGCAUGUACAGUGAAGGAAGGUGCAAAGCUCUACUUUUACAAUAUCAGAGCGGCUCGUGUUGAAAAAGCAAAGCAAGGUGCAAUUCAAUCUGCACUUGCUGAUGUUGUGAAGAAGGGAUUGUCACAAAGUGCUUCUGUGAAAUAUGCCAAGAAAGAAGGUGAAAAGGCAGCAAAAUUGGCUUCUCGUAACGCCAAACACAGAUUGGGUCCUAUCAUCUCUUCAGGAUGGGAUUUUUUUGAAUCUGUGUACUAUGGUGGUACUUUGAUGGAGGGUUUCUUUAGGGGAAGUGGCACUUUGUUUGGUACUUAUGCUGGAGGCUUCCUUGGGGAGCAAAAGCUUGGGAGACUUGGUUACCUUGUCGGAAGUCACACCGGUAGUUGGUUUGGAGGUAAAGUAGGGCUAAUGCUAUAUGAUGUCGUUAAUGGACUCCAUUUCUUGUUGCAUUCUCUUCGACUCUAGAAAGAAAAGUUUAAGUGUCUUCACCUAACUAACCAACAACAACAUUAAUUAUGAACAAACAAUAUUUUCUUUUUACGUCAAACUUAUUCGGUUUAUGUUUUUAGAUGGAAAGCUUACAAUGUUUGA
Molecule: messenger RNA, 1656 nt
Organism: Vigna radiata var. radiata (mung bean)
Lineage: Eukaryota; Viridiplantae; Streptophyta; Magnoliopsida; Fabales; Fabaceae
Exons: 2
Coding region: 889-1530 (213 amino acids)
Source: RefSeq, a predicted model, not a curated record